CUUCUCAAUAUGAAAAGCUAAAGACAAAACAAAUACCCAGAAGAAGGAGAAGAAGAAGGAGAAGAAGAAGAAGAAGAGCAGAAGGAGAGAGAGAGUGCGUUCUCUUCUUUUCAUUUCACUUAUUAUUAGGGGAAAAAAAAAUCUCUCCUUUUUGUUAUUGGUAGAACGCCCAUCAGCCUUCUUCCCUCUCUCUCUCUCUCUGUUCUCUACUUCUCUCCAUCGCCAUCAUUGUCCUUCUGUUCAGCUUUUUCUCUCUCUCUCUCUCUCUCCAUCUCUCUUAAGAGACCACUUUCUGGUGCCUUUCUCCCCUUUUGAUCCCUCCUCUCCUCUCUGUUGAAUCACUUCAAAUCCUUCAUUCCUUCCGAACCGGUUUCUCACUCCUUUGACCCUCCAAAACAGCCUGCUUCUGGGGCUGAUUCUUCAUUUGGGUCCUCGCGGGGGUUCAUCAAGGAUGACCGUUGAGAGCAGGAAAGGUGGUCUCUUGGGUGGAGAAGAGGGCAGCAGAGACAUGUUCCCUGUGGGCAUGAGGGUCUUAGCCGUGGACGAUGACCCUACUUGCCUCAAGAUUCUGGAUAAUCUGCUCAGAUACUGCAAGUAUCACGUUACGACGACGAAUCAGGCAGUCAUGGCCCUGAAAAUGUUGAGGGAAAAGAGGGACGAGUUUGAUUUGGUUAUUAGCGAUGUGAACAUGCCCGACAUGGAUGGAUUUAAGCUUCUUGAGCUCGUCGGUCUUGAAAUGGACAUCCCUGUCAUCAUGUUGUCUGCUCAUAGUGAUUAUGAGCUUGUUAAGAAGGGUGUCACUCAUGGUGCCGUCGAUUACUUGAAUAAGCCCGUUAGAGUUGAGGAGCUCAAAAACAUAUGGCAGCAUGUUGUUAGGAGAAAAAAAAUUGAGCCCAAGGAUCAGAACAAGUCUUCGAGUGGGGAUAGAGCUCAUAGUGGAACUGGGGAAGUUGGGCAGGGAGCAUCAGUUGGAACUAAUUCGGACUUGAAUGGGAAAGUCAAUCGAAAGAGGAGCGACCACGAUGAAGAAGAGGAUGAUGAGGGUGAAGAAAAUGGGCGUGAGAAUGAGGACUCUUCGUCCCAGAAGAAGCCGCGGGUUGUUUGGUCCGUGGACCUGCACAGGAAGUUUGUUGCCGCUGUCAACCAAUUGGGACUUGAGAAGGCUGUUCCAAAGAAAAUUCUUGAUCUGAUGAAUGUUGAAGGCCUCACAAGGGAAAAUGUGGCAAGUCAUCUUCAAAAAUAUCGGCUAUACCUGAAAAGAAUCCAUAAUGCGGCCAGUCAACAAGCAAAUUUAGUUGCUGCCUUGGGGAGCAAAGACCCGUCAUAUAUGCGUUAUGGCUCACCUGACGGAUAUGGAGACUUUCGAGGUUUGACUGGGCCCGGAAGGCUUUCGGCUACGUCUCUAUCCUCAUAUCCACCUGGUGGAAUGCUGGGUAGAUUGAACACUCCCGCAGGCUUGGGCUUUCGUGGAAUUUCCUCUACAGGGCUUCUACAGCCAACUCACUCUCACAACUCGGGAGGCUCGGCUCAUUUCAUGGGGCAUCUCCAGUCUCAGGGGGCUAUCAACCCAAGCUCGACACUAUUCCAGGGUAUCCCAUCUACAUUGGAGGUCAAUCAGCUGCAGCCACAGAGCAAGGUUGUCGGGGCUGUGCGAGAGCUCAAUGUGGUGGACCCAAUGGCUCUUAGAGUAUCCAAUAAAAUCACUGACCCGCUUAUGGCUGCAAGUAGCUCUAGCAACAACUCAUUAUCCAUUGUCUCGAGCAACCAUUUGCUCUUACAGAAUAACAGAAUCAAGCCUUCUGUUCAAGUAGGGCCAUUGCAUUCACAGCCGGUGGAUCUGGGUCCCAGCAGUUCUGGUUUCAUAGAUCAGAGUCGAUGUAAUGACAGCUGGCACGGUGGGACAGCCCAGAAUUCCAAGUUCUCGUCUAUAAAUAAUCAUAUGCCCUUGAGUGAACCUCUUAAUAACUUCCAACUGCCUCCAAAUGGAAAUUUCUCAUCGACCACUUCUCAUGUUCGAGACAGCCAGAUAGAUUUCUCGUCUCCAAGUGCAGUAUCUGGGGUCUUGGAUGAUUCGAGACGGGGGGUUCCUUGUCAAGGGGGUCUGAUCAGUAAUAAUAACAGUACUGUUCAGAAUGUCAGCAGCUAUGGACAAGGUUUUGGCGCAAUGAAUUCUUUAAUUCCUGCUAGUGGUUUUGUUGGCCAGAAAGUGCACCACCAGGAGACUGCCUUCUGCAGUAGAAGUUCUGAUGCUCCUCUGAUUGGACAAUCAAAUUCUGCUGUUGUUCCGGCUAAUAUUCCGCAGUCAAAAGGUGAAAUAUCUUCCUUGGACUCCAACACAAGGUCUUCUGAGAAUUAUCUGUCGGACCAAACAAAGACGCACGAUGACUUCUUUCAAAGUCCCUUUGAACCAUUAGAUGAGCUGAUGAAUGCAAUGAUCAAACGGGAACAUAAUGAUGGAAGUCUGCUGGAUGGAGACUUGGGGUUUGAUCCUUAUCCCCUCGGUUCAUGCAUUUGAAGUCUUAUAAUUUUUGCCCUGCUGCUGCUGCUGCUGCUAGUUCUCGGAGAAACCGAGAAGUGUGUACCAUUUGUGUAAUUUUAGUUGUUUCCAUCCCCCUGUUAGGAAGUAGUUCUGUUCUUUCUCCUCAUCCUAAUUCAUUGUCUAGACUUGUCUAGUCUGCUAUGAAGUUCUGCUAAUAACGUGCUCCUUCCUCGCAUAAUCCUUCUAGUAGCUGUCAUCUUCUUUUCCUUGUUUCCUAAGGUACGAUGAGAUGUUUAUAAAUAUCAGACUCUGGGAAAAUUCCUCUUGCCUC
Molecule: messenger RNA, 2810 nt
Organism: Punica granatum (pomegranate)
Lineage: Eukaryota; Viridiplantae; Streptophyta; Magnoliopsida; Myrtales; Lythraceae
Source: RefSeq, a predicted model, not a curated record